AUGAAAAAACAGAAUAAAAAAGACAAACUUAUACUAAAACCUCAGAAAUCCCUUCAGUCCUCGCCUAAUUUGCAAUUCGAUAAUGUAAAGAAGCAAAGUUUCUCACCCUUUAUUCAAAGUUCCAACGUCUAUGACCUUUUGCCUGAGGAAACGCAUGAGGAUGAGAAAAUGAUGGAGAAUCAUAAGUUGAAUAACUUCAGACCUCCUUCAAAUAACAAUAGCAAUAAGUCUACACUUAACUCAAUGGGUUUGAACUAAUUUAUGGAGGGAGAAAAUUUGAAAAAUUUGGGACUAAGUACAAAAGAGGAAGACACUGAUGAGCGUGACGAUGAUGACGUAUUAUCAGAUAAACAUCACGACCUUAAUAACUAUUCCGAUUAACUUUCGAAAGAUAAUCACCAUGUUAUUAAUGGAUAGAAUGAAAACGAAACUUAAAUUCUAAUAACCAAGAAAAAAGACCAGUAAAUCUAAUUUAAUGGUGAAAAACACUUAUCUGAUGAUAUGCAAGAUGAAUUCAUGUCUUUGGAUCCAUCGCAAUCAUAAGAAAAAUCUUAAAAGCAUAUCUUGAAGGAUAUUGCAUUCAUGAUGAUACAAGGAGAUUACAAACAAGCACUACAGAAUCUUUAAAAGCUGCAGAAUCCUUCUAAUGAAGUGAAUUUCUUGCAAAUAACUUGCCACAUCAAGCUUAAGAAUUAUCACAGAGCUAUUCAAAUGCUUAAUGAUUUAAAGAGAAACCAACUAAAUCGAAAGAUAAAGCUAAAGGCAAUACAAUUACGAAUGCAAGUUUUUAGAAAGUUAGCUAAGUAUGAUGAAAGUUUAAAUGACGCAAGGUGUCUGUAGGCACUUAUGGAUCAUCGUUAGCUUAUUCAAAAUGAAGAUUUGAAACAUCAAAUUAAAGAACUGAAGAUAUUAAGUGAGCAUUAUGAAAAUAAGAAAAAGAGUAUCUAUAUUAGAGCUCUUGAGGCUAUAUUACAUUUUAUGAAACACAAUAAGAAUUUAAUGAUACUUAUCGUCGGGCUACUACUAGCUUAUCUUUGUAGAACUCAAUUCUCUAAUGUAUUCUGGUACGUCAAGAACUUUCAGCAAACAAUUAGUUAACUUAAAAUAUUAAACGCUUGA
Messenger RNA from Stylonychia lemnae, 1119 nucleotides. The record is from the annotation of a GenBank genome assembly. Lineage: Eukaryota; Ciliophora; Spirotrichea; Sporadotrichida; Oxytrichidae.